AUGAGUCUCAUCAUAAAUGAGCGAUCGCAACCAACCACAAACGAGCUCAUCAUCAUGAUGGGCAAACCCCGCAAAGCGCGGUGGCUGCUCGACGCGAUCCGAAGCACCGCUGCAGCCGCAGAGGCUGGUGCGGCGGCUUAUGCCAGCUCGGCCACGAGCAAUGUUGUUGUGUCCCCAAGCAGCGCUGAUGUAAUCUCCGCGGAGCACAAGGGCAGCUUCUCCCGCACUCUCGUCAGCACAGACGCGCAAACCACGCUAAAGGGCUCGGACAUCCAUGCAGCUGUGAGUAGUGCGAGUGCUGAGAUGCUGCUCCGGCAGGAGUUGGAAGAGAAGUUGCGGUCACAGACCAAGCUUGCUGCGGCACAAGAGCUGAGGCGCUCCGACCGCGACAACCUGAGGACAGCGCAGCAGGCUGCUAAACGCGACAUCAAAGCGGCCGAGCGGAUGGCCGACGAGGUAAAACACGCAGCUCGAGCUGAUUUUGAGAGGUGUAUCGGCGAGAUGCGUGCCAAGAUGCAGGCUGAGCGGCUGCGCGAGCAGCUCGACGCGCUGCAGAUUUCGAUGGAGGCAGAGGCGAGGCGCGCUGAUGCCGCAGCUCGAGGCGGAGAGGUCAAGGCGCUGCACAACAUCAACAAGAUGGAGGGGAUUAUGCAUAUUUUCCUCUACUUAUACACAUAUUUUGGGCCAAUAUAG
Molecule: messenger RNA, 693 nt
Organism: Emiliania huxleyi CCMP1516
Lineage: Eukaryota; Haptophyta; Isochrysidales; Noelaerhabdaceae
Exons: 3
Coding region: 1-693 (230 amino acids)
Source: RefSeq, a predicted model, not a curated record